AUGGCCAAAACAUUAUUCGUCAACGGCCGGAUCCUGUCCAAGACAGUGACGGGCCUCAACGGCAACGCCUACUUCUCAGACUGCAUGCUCAUCCAAGACGAAAAGAUCGCCGCAGUCGGGUCUCGCGAUGAGAUCUCCCAGAAUCUAGGUUCAGACAUCCAGAUUCGCGAUCUUGAUCAGCGUGUUGCUCUUCCCAGUUUCAUCGAUGGUCACAUGCAUCUCCUCCUCCUCGGCCAAUCACUCCGAAAGCUUGAUCUGUCGCGAUGCACUUCACUUGAGGACAUCCGAUCAUGUAUCCAAAAAUACGCUGCUGAAAACCCAGACACACCAACUAUUCUUUGCACAGGAUGGAGGCAUCACAUGACGCCUGGUGGAGUUACAGCCGCGAUGCUGGAUGAUCUUGAUCCACGGCCUAUUUUCGUCGAUUCGGGCUCUUUACACUCUUGCUGGUGUAAUACUGCGGCUUUGAAGGAGCUUGAGGUUGAUGAUAUGCCAGAUCCAGCUGGUGGCAAGAUUUAUCGUGAUGCAGAUGGAAAGCCAUCUGGUCUUUUGGAUGAAGGCGCCAUGAUGUCAAUCAUUUGGCCAUUCCAAGCAAAGUCAUCCCCCAAGCAUGAACGAAUAGAGGCGAUUCGCGCGGCCGUGAAAGAGUAUAACGCAGCUGGCUACACCGGCGCAGUCGAAAUGGCCAUGGACGAAGAAGCUUGGGACGCUCUCGUGACGCUCAAAGAAACAGAACCGAAUCUUCCACUACGACUAGCAGCUUAUUGGCUUAUCAAACCAACUGCCAACCUCGAGAAAAACUUAAAACAAGUGCAGCGCGCCAUCGAGCUGAGCAAGCAGUACAACUCGACAACAAGUCCUGAUCUUCGACUUGUCGGAAUCAAGGUCAUCACCGACGGUAUUGUCGACGCAUGCACUGCCUACCUCUCUGAGCCGUAUGCCACUGCUGGAAACCCGCCACCUAUUUGGGAGCCUGAGUUCCUUGACCCCGUUGUCAAAGAGGCUGAUGCUGGUGGCUUACAAGUUGCCUUACACGCUAUCGGCGACGGUGCUGUCAGAAUGGCCAUCGAUGCUAUUGAGAAGCACGCUACCCCAGGUCGAAGGCACAGAAUCGAGCACUUGGAGCUCGUUUCUCCAGAAGACGCCAAGAGGCUUGGAAAACUUGGUUUAACAGCAUCCAUCCAACCAAUCCACUCAGAUCCAACAGCCUUAACAGCAUGGCCUGAACUCCUUGGAGAAGAGCGAUAUGGAAGAGCGUUUGCUUAUCGAGAGUUCGCUGAUGCAGGUGCCUUGAUGGCGAUUGGUACUGAUAGCCCUACGGCACCGUGGUCGCCUAUGCCUAAUUUCCAUGUCGCUAUCAACAGGCAGUCCUCCAAGAAUCCGGAGAACCCUAAGGUAGUACACGAGCAUUUUCGGUUAGGUUUGUGUGAGACUUUUGUCGCGGCUACAGAAGGUGCAGCGCGAAGUGUGUUUGCUGAAGACCGUGUUGGAAGCUUGACACCUGGAAAACUGGCUGACUUUAUUGUUGUUGAUAUGGAGUGGGAUCCUAAGACGUUGCUGAAAGCUGAGGUGAAGGAGACUUGGUUCGGAGGAUCUCGGGUAUUUUGA
Fusarium tjaetaba is the source of this 1608-nucleotide messenger RNA. RefSeq names its product amidohydrolase ytcJ-like. The transcript has 2 exons. NCBI's taxonomy places the organism in Eukaryota, Fungi, Ascomycota, Sordariomycetes, Hypocreales, Nectriaceae. Gene Ontology annotation, molecular function: hydrolase activity, acting on carbon-nitrogen (but not peptide) bonds. The record is from RefSeq and is a predicted model, not a curated record. The coding region runs from base 1 to 1608 and encodes 535 amino acids.